Molecule: messenger RNA, 987 nt
Organism: Vollenhovia emeryi
Lineage: Eukaryota; Metazoa; Arthropoda; Insecta; Hymenoptera; Formicidae
Exons: 1
Coding region: 1-987 (328 amino acids)
Source: RefSeq, a predicted model, not a curated record
AUGGAUAAAGAAACAUAUAAAAAUAAAAUGUUAUCCCUUCUGAACGAUAGAUGCACGUACAAUAUAAUUAAAAAAGACCCCACAAAAAACUUAUUGGAGGUCUCCACGAAUUGCUCGCAAGGUGGAAAAAAUUUAAAUAUACCUAUAGAUGAGACUACCUAUAAAAGAUGUAACUUUACGGAUGGUGCCCUACCAAGAGCCUAUGGAUUGCCAAAGAUACAUAAGAUAGGUUACCCUCUACGGAUUAUCGUUUCUUCCGUCAAUACUCCACUUUAUGCGUUUGCCACCUGUUUACAUAAAAUCAUUAACUCUGCAGUUCCUAAACCCAAUAGCCAUGUAAUGAACAGUUUCGAAUUGAUUAACAAAUUAAACGGACUCCACGUAGACCAAGAGUACGAUAUCAUUUCAUUAGAUGUGAUAUCACUCUUUACUAAUGUACCGAUAGAAUUAGCUGAAGAAAGUAUAUUAAAACGGGGGCAUCACAUAGGUUUCAAAUGCACAAUUCCAUGUGACGAAUUCUUGUUGGCUAUUCGGUUUGUAUUAAAUUCCACAUUUUUUUCUUUUGACAAAACAUUUUACCAACAUUUUGCCUUUGGCACACCCAUGGGCUCUCCACUAUCACCGAUUAUAGCGGACAUUACUAUGCAGGACCUCGAGAUUAAAGCACUUGAAGCCCUGACGUUUGUUCCACCUUUUUACGUCAGAUAUGUGGACGACAUCGCGAUGUCGGUUCCUUCUUCACAAAAAACUUCCACACUCGAGACAUUUAAUUCUCUCCACAGUAGAAUACAAUUUACUUUAGAAGAAGGAACCGACAAACACUUGAAUUUUCUCGACACCACUAUCAUUGUUAGAGACGACACGAUUGAAUUCGAUUGGUACCACAAACCGACGUUUUCUGGCAGAUACCUCAAUUUCGCGUCGUCUCAUUCGUUGUGUCACAAAAAGGGCACCAUCAAAUGCUUAACCGACCGAGCAAUACUUUAG